Messenger RNA from Aureobasidium pullulans EXF-150, 546 nucleotides. RefSeq lists its product as uncharacterized. Lineage: Eukaryota; Fungi; Ascomycota; Dothideomycetes; Dothideales; Saccotheciaceae. The record is from RefSeq and is a predicted model, not a curated record. The coding region runs from base 48 to 260 and encodes 70 amino acids. The transcript has a single exon.
AAACAUCUCGACAAAGCGUGGCUCUCUUCCGAAAAUGUGUUCCCAUCAUGAUCGACUUUCGGACAACUGCAUUGCUGCUCAUUACAUCCAUGAGAUCGUUCUUCAUCUUUUUCUUCAUCUUGACUCUUCAUCUCAAUAUCUCUUGCAAGUACAACCACUCUCCCAACCGGUUUUCUUUUUCCUACUGUCAGAUCUUACAUGUCAUUGCCGGUCGUACCCAUGUCCUCAGGCCAGAGCUAGGCGCCAUUGCUACAGAGUGACUUGAACAACAAACAUGCAUGAUUUGAUCGAUCUGAUAUCCAGAAGCAAGUUAGAUUGGCUCGGAGUAUAGUCGCGACAUUUAGAGACAGAUGUGCGUGGUGGAGUAGAGGUCGAUCUCGGAGAGUUUUGAUUGACUUCCGGAGUUGCUUCCACAGCCAAGCAACGAGAGCAUCAUCAUCGUCGUUGCGGCUGAACUCUGUCCGUCCGCUCCUUUCCUAUCUUUCGAGCCAAAAAGAUGUCGUAUCAGAGUGCGAAGCGGCCUUCAUGCGAUUUUUUUGUCAAUCG